Rhododendron vialii is the source of this 1186-nucleotide messenger RNA. Its product is annotated as CASP-like protein 4C2. Lineage: Eukaryota; Viridiplantae; Streptophyta; Magnoliopsida; Ericales; Ericaceae. The record is from RefSeq and is a predicted model, not a curated record. The transcript is spliced from 3 exons. Bases 365 to 973 code for a protein of 202 amino acids.
GCUUUUUUUACACCUUCCAUCUCAUUUCCCCUCUCUCUCUCUCUCCACGUACAUUUUCCUCUCUCUCUCUCUCUCUCUCUCUCUCUCUCUUCUUUCUCUCUCCACAUACAUUUUCCACGCUUUCAAAAACUUCUCUAGCUGUCUGUGUCAUGGAAAUCAUGCCGUCUCGGCGUCUCCCGUGACUCCAGUGGUCUCCCAACCCAGACUCAAACCCAAACCCAAAUCGAAGUUUCCCAGAAUAAAUUGAACUCCACACCGCAAUUAUUCCAUCCCCCCCCCCCCCAUGUCUUCUCCCCCCUCUCUCUCUCCUCCCCAGCCCCCCUCCCUCUCUCUUUAAAAAAAAAACCUCCCGGACAGCGGAGAGAUGCGGCAAUCUCCCCUCAGGAACGGCGGGGGCGGCGAGACCCCCUCCCCUCGCCCCCGAAUCCAACAGAACACUCCUCCUCACCACCACUUCCACUCCACCGUCUCCGUACAGAAGCUACGCCGUUUCAACACGCUGAUCCUCGUCUUCCGAUUCGCUGCAUUCUGCUCCUCCGCCGCCGCUUCCGUUUUCAUGCUCGUUAACCCUAGAGGCCCCGAUUCCCCUCGUUGGUACGACUUUGACGCCUUCAGAUUUGUGCUUGUUGCCAAUGCUAUAGUGGCAGUGUAUUCUUUGUUCGAAAUGGGAGCUUCUGUUUGGGAGAUUUCGAGUGGGUUCACUUUGCUCCCUGAGAUCAUUCAGGUCUGGUUUGAUUUCGGCCAUGAUCAGGUUUUCACGUAUCUAUUGCUAUCGGCGGACUCCACGGGUACAGAGCUAGCUCGGACGAUGAAAGGGACAGACAGGUGCAUGUCCAACAACGCGUUUUGCGUCCAGACUGACAUAUCCAUUGCCUUGGGGUUUGCCGGGUUUCUAUUUCUGGGGCUGUCGUCACUUCUUUCUGGAUUUCGGGUUGUUUGUUUCAUAAUCAAUGGCUCUCGUUUUCAUAUCUAGAGCACCCGCACCAAGCUCUGAGAGCAUUCCCUUUACUGUGCACCUUACUCUGUAGUCUUAGCCAAGGUUCAAUGGUUUCGGGCAUGUUAUCGUGUGGCUCUAAUUAGUAUUGUGCUUGUGAGAGAUCUGUUCAUUCUUCAUUACUCAUUCUUCAACAUUUUUUGUGUUUCUGAUUCAUUUAUACGACCUUUUAAUCAAGACAUUGUGUAUUUA